This is a messenger RNA of Funneliformis geosporum, 237 nucleotides long. NCBI's taxonomy places the organism in Eukaryota, Fungi, Glomeromycota, Glomeromycetes, Glomerales, Glomeraceae. The record is from the annotation of a GenBank genome assembly.
AUGGUGAAGUUAAAUAAUUUAAAUCCGGGGUCACAAACUUUUCAGACUGAGACCCAAAAUCAAAGCCAAAACCAGUUUCAGCAAGCUCAAGUUCCCCCUAAUAAUCAACCGGUUCAAAAAGAAAUGUUAACCGGCCAAAAGAUACCUCCGACCGGAGCAUUAGCCGAUAUUUUAAGCGGAAUCCAGCAAAUGCAGUUCAGCCUUAACCAAGUUUUAAAUCAACAACAGCAAAUUUGA